Oryza sativa Japonica Group (Japanese rice) is the source of this 2154-nucleotide messenger RNA. RefSeq lists its product as uncharacterized. Gene Ontology annotation, cellular component: nucleus. Gene Ontology annotation, biological process: protein K48-linked deubiquitination. The record is from RefSeq and is a predicted model, not a curated record. Lineage: Eukaryota; Viridiplantae; Streptophyta; Magnoliopsida; Poales; Poaceae. Gene Ontology annotation, molecular function: cysteine-type deubiquitinase activity; ubiquitin binding.
AAAGCGAGGGGGCAAACCGAGAGAACUCGCGAGAGAAGGGUAAAAAGGUCUCUUCCCAAGAAGAAGUCAUGCGGCGUAAGCCCGCCGCGUCGGAGGGUGGUUGGGGAAGCGACGCCGACCCCGACUCCGGGAGCUCCGGCAAUGGCGGUGGCGGAGGUUCGCCGCCGUCGUCGCCGUCGCCGCCUUCGCCGCCUUCGCCGCAGCCGCUGCUGCCGACGUUGCCCUCACCGCAGGCCUUCGUGGACGCGUACACCGGCUAUGAGGAUCAGGGAGCAUGGGACCCCGAUUCCUUGUCUCUAGAGUUGGGACUUGCAACGUUACGAGAGUUGGAAUGUAUCAGAUAUCAGGAAGCACAAGAAGACUGGAGAAAGAGUGAUGAUAACAAGUCUGAUUCCUGCAAGCAAAAAGAUAAGGAUCAGGGAGCAUGGGACCCCGAUUCCUUGUCUCUAGAGUUGGGACUUGCAACGUUACGAGAGUUGGAAUGUAUCAGAUAUCAGGAAGCACAAGAAGACUGGAGAAAGAGUGAUGAUAACAAGUCUGAUUCCUGCAAGCAAAAAGAUAAGGAGCAGGAAGCAUGGGAUCCCGAUUCCUUGUCUCUAGAGUUGGGACUUGCACCGUUACAAGAGUUGGAAUGGAUCAGAUAUCAGGAAGCACAAGAAGACUGGAGAAGGAGUGAUGAUAACAAGUCUGAUUCCUGCAAGCUAAGAGAUAAGACAACAUCAGAUGACCGGAGCAAGAGUGGCGAUAACAAGUACGAUUCCUGCAAGACAAGAGAUAAGAAACCUAUCGUGGAUUUGGCUGAUGAAUUCGAAAACAAUACCAUAAAAAAAAAGAUCACGCUUCUUAGCGAAAAAUACGAUUUCUUCAGACCAGUUGACAGAGAUGGCAGUUGCUUUUAUCGAGCUUUCAUUUUCAGUUACAUGGAGCGUAUUGUAGCAAUGCAGGAUGACUUGGAGCGCAUUAUUGAAGUUUCCCGUAUCGGAGAACGUAUUGGAAAAUACAAGCAAGCUUAUGCAAGAUUUGGUUCUUUUGGAAUACCUCAAGAAGAAUUCUUGAAAGCUCUUUCUGCAUUUGAACAAUUGAUCAACUUAAUUGAAAAGGGUGUUGCUGUUGAACAACUAUAUCAGAUAGAUGAGACUGACAUCACAAAAAACAGUUUACGCUUCCUUAGGUUUCUGACUGAGAUUGAGAUCUGCACACAUGAGGACCACUACAAGGGUUUUCUUCUAACAGCAGAUUAUUCAUCUGUUUUUGAGUUUUGCCAGGUUGAAGUGCGACCUGAGAAUGCUGAAGCGAGCAAUGAACAGAUGAAGGCACUUGUGGAAGCACUCGGCAUCCCCGUACUUGUGGAGAAUCUCGAUACAACCUCGGAGACUGACACCCCCAUACUAAAUCAGCAUUUCAUCUACCCCAGACCAGAAUCAGAAGAGGGCACGAUGUUGGGACCUCUGAAUUCGCAUGAGAUUGUCUCUCCUGAAAGCAGUGGUUACCAUGCAGCUAGAGGUGAGCUUCAGAAUCAGCCUAGUACCAGUGGCUCCAGUACAAACAGCUCAACAGAAGCAUUGGGACUGCAAUCAAUUGGCACCAGUUCAACUCCUAAUGAGCGAGAUGGAAAGGGAGACAGGACCAUCAACGACCUAUCCCCAGCAGAAAGAAGGCGGUUAGCGAUCUUGCUGUACAGGCCUGGGCACUAUGACAUUCUUUGUCCCAAGUAGACCUACCUUUCUCUGGAGUCUGGAAUACGUAGUGUGCUUGAUUCUCGACGGUAACAUUUGAGCUGUGGCUUGUAACUUUGUUCUGCCUGACCUGAGCCGUAGAGCUAUUCAUGUCCUUGACUUGUAUGGAGAUCUGUUGUUGCUAUUCAUCCCGUUGUCACAUAGCGUGUUGGUGUAGAUUUUUCUGCCCAAAUUGCGUAUUUGCGUUGGUGAGAAAUGCGGGCUAAAUUGCUUUGUGUUGUUUGGAGGUAUGGUUUUAGUGGAAGCCGAGCUUGAUUGAUUGCGUCUUGUACUGUUGCACAUGCUAGAGGUUAGAGGAAACAAUUAGUAUAAUUUGAUUGCCAUGGUAUGGCUAGUCGUGUAUAUCAUUUGAAUUUGGAGACCCAGAUGCAGACUCUUUUUUUUAAUAAUCUCACCUGCCAUUUGCUUUGUUUGUUUA